Messenger RNA from Laccaria bicolor S238N-H82, 840 nucleotides. RefSeq lists its product as uncharacterized. Bases 1 to 840 code for a protein of 279 amino acids. NCBI's taxonomy places the organism in Eukaryota, Fungi, Basidiomycota, Agaricomycetes, Agaricales, Hydnangiaceae. The transcript has 12 exons. The record is from RefSeq and is a predicted model, not a curated record.
AUGACCUUGUUAUGCCCUGUCAUUCAUACUCGAGACAUAAGUCUAUUCCCGAAAAAUCUACCUGCUGCGCUUGGCCCUUCACACUCGACAUUCAAUUCUGUGAUGGGAAUCGUUCCCCGAAGUUACGAGAUGCUGGGCCUUGCCACUCACAUUCAACAAUCAAGAAUCACUGCCCGAAGUUGCGAGAUGCUGGGCCUUGUCGUUAACGUUUGGCAUUCAAAUAUGUGGUGGAGUGGGGUCCACACUCAGGAAACCAAACUACUCUCAUUUACUCCAGGAACUACUACCCAAAUGCUCGAGACAACGUCAAGCUGUUUCGUGACGGCAUUUGCUCCAGGAAUCGUCCCCCCAGAUCUGCGAGACGUUACGUGUUGUCGCUCACAUACGACGUUCAAUCCUCUGGGGGGCAGAAGUCUAUACACAGAAAAUCACGUUAUUCUAAAUUACUGCCCAAAGUUGCGAGAUGCUGGGCCUUACCGUUCACAGUUUGAAUUUGAAGAUGUGGAAUCGUCACCCAGAUUUGCGAGACGUUACGUGUUGUCGCUCACAUACAACGUUCAAUCCUCUGGGGAGCAGAAGUCUAUACACAGAAAAUCACUUUAUUCUCCAAGCCCAGGCGCUGUGGAUGAUGCCAUUUCAGUUGGUAUAAUGUUAGAGUGCAUGUGCGUUCUCAUUGAGAUGCCUACCUGGAGCCCAAAACAUGCGAUCAUUUUCUUUUUCAACCAUGCCGAAGAAUCCCUGCAGAACGGAUCACAGUUAUACUCUACCCAACAUCCUACUGCCCCAACGUACCCAAUUCAGCUUACCAACCUCCAAGACCAAGGGGGUAUCGGGAUUUAA